Theileria equi strain WA is the source of this 882-nucleotide messenger RNA. RefSeq lists its product as hypothetical. The transcript has a single exon. The record is from RefSeq and is a predicted model, not a curated record. Bases 1 to 882 code for a protein of 293 amino acids. NCBI's taxonomy places the organism in Eukaryota, Apicomplexa, Aconoidasida, Piroplasmida, Theileriidae.
AUGGCGCAAAUUAAAACAUUAGUGGUGUUAUAUGGGCUCUACCUUUUGAGAUUAUGCAACUGCAUAGGUCCUGCCGUGACUCGGGUACCCCUGGACUUGUCGAACCCCGACGAGCGGGCCGCAAAGAUAUCGCGAGUACUAAUCGACGAUGUAGAAUAUUUUACCUGUGAAGAUAAUACUGGUUUUGGCUUUACGGUAGAGUCAGUCAAGGAGGGAGAUCAGUACCUGUGGAAGGCGGCUCCCGGGGAGAUGUUCCUGACAAUCAGGAGAUUUUCAAAAAAGGGUCAUGAAACUAUACUAUCUCUGCGAUAUGAUGCGCAGUGGAAGGUCAAAAAUGUGUACUAUAGAUACGACGAACUCUCCGCAGAGACUCCGUGGGUACUAGUGACCGAGGAGGAGUUUGAAGGGAGACUUGACGACAUGAAGGGCAUUUCAAUAAAAGAUGGAGAAGAGGAAAAGAAACCAGUGUCGUUAGAUCUUUCCCAAGUCGACAAUAGCACGACGGAAAUGUUCAGCAACACCUCCGUCGGAGUUUCAUGCCUAACGCUAUGUUCCAAGGGAAACGCAGUCAUAACUGCGGUUUUAAACUCGGGAUCCAUCUUAUGGAAGUCCCAAGGAAAGUAUAACAAGUGCAUGUCCGUCAGACAGUUUGCAAAGGGCGACAAAACUAUACUCUCAAUAUACACCAAGAAUCGCAUGGUGCCAGAGUUCCAACACUUUGAAUUGAUUGACAAAAACUGGAAGAAAAUCCAAGUAACGGAAUUUAACGGCAAAAACUACAAGAUGAAGAAUAGAAAGAUUGUCGCUUCGUCCAGAUACCUCUUUUUCCCAAGCAUCAGAGGACAUAGAAGAACUUGCAGAAGGGGAUGGUUGACGUGCUAA